AUGGAUCCCGUUCGUCCAUGGUAUGCAUCAUAUAAUCGUCUUGCUGCAAGUAAUGCUACCAGUACGUUUCAAGCAAAUUCAAGCACAAACAGCGAUUUUGUACCUCAUCACUUAGCAACAACUGCUACUCAAGCUGUUCCUUCAACAACAACGUCACAAUUACUUUUACAAGCAGCUCACACAACUGCAACUCUGGCGGGACAGCCUUCUCCAUUCAACCCAGGGGGAUUUUUGUCUCCACCCCCUGUGGGAUAUGAUGUCUUCACACCUUUGUUUCAUCAUACUAAUCCUAAACAAGCACAUUAUGUUACUCAACAUAGACAAGCUCUUGCUCAAGCACAAGUGUCAGUAACGAAACAAAAUACUACAACAGAAUCUGAUAUUCCUGUGUUAAGAGAAAAUUAUAGUUCAGCACAUCAACCAACAUUUUUUGAACAUCAGGGUGCAGCAACAUCACCUACAACAUCUACGUUGGCUUGGACUCAUCAGAACAACGCACAAUUACCUAGUCCAUUUGGUAUUUUGCCUCAUGAAAGUGUUGUUCCUUCAUCUCCAGGACCAUCUACCACAAAACCGAGUGGUGUUUAUGAAAAUACGUUCAAUUCUCAAUUUGCUACAACGCAAACUAUAAACAAUCUAAAUUCUCAAUUAUCUACAUCUUCUGUUUCUGCUGCAGAAUUUAAAUCAUCCAAUUUUCCAGAUAAUAAAAAAACAGUAAACGUAAGGCCUCAAUCACCAGCAGUAAUACCUACUACAUUUAAUUCUGAAACAUUAGCAAAUAAUUAUUCUACUGGCAAUGGAAGUCAAACUUCAAAUGGGAAAGUACAACCUAUCCUUCAACAUCAACAAUCCUGCAUUGUUUCAACUACAAAUAAUGCAACCAACAAAGAGUACAGGAUUCCUCAACCACCUUCUAGGUCAAUUGCAACAACCAUAUUUUUAAAUACAUCUGUCAGAUCUGUGUCUUCGCAAGUACAAGAUAAACAAUCUACACGAAAUUUUGCUUCACCUCCAAAUAAAGCAACUUCUUCACCUCAACAAAAUAUUCAAACUAAAGCACAGACAAAAAUAUAUCCAGAAUUAAGUACACACGGUAGUGAACAUAGACGAAACGAACAAACUUCUCAUGAUAAUACUCAGUCAUCUCCUAUCAGCUUUUCUAUUAUGGAUUCACGUGGUUUGAACUAUACUGCUGGAAAUAAUACAAAUUGUACAAACACCAGUGGAAAACUUAAUAACAAUCAAAGAACUCAAUCAAACAGUAAUUUACAGACUCAUUCUCAACAAUCACAACAGCAACAACAGCAGCAAUUUCAUGUUUUAACUCAACAACAGCAGCAGCAGCAGCAGCAGCAGCAGCAGCAACAACAACAACAACAACAACAACAACAACAGACAUCAUAUAGACAUUAUAUAACAGGAUCUACUACUGAAUCUGAAUAUCAUCAUUCAGGAAGAUCAAAAUCUGCAACUUCUACUGAUUCUACUUAUUCUUCUAACAAUGCAACACAAAAUGGACCUGACUGUAGCGUUGUUGUGCCAAGAAGGCCCAGUCCAUUGCAAGCACAUUCACAAGCAAGUCCAUUAGGACAUGUUCCAAGCCCUGCUUAUCCUAUGUAUAAUAGUCCAAUGGCUACCAUCUCUUCUCCUUCACCUUUACAACAACAUACAGAAAAUGGAAAUCAAUGUGCAAGCGGUGGACCAUCAUACAAAGGAAGUGUUCAACAACAAGUCACACCACCAUCGCCGUUAGAUGUUACUGUACCACGACCUGCAUCGCAGGGUCAGGUUGUUUAUUCGUCUGUUAUUACAAGGGCUUUAGGUACUGCUGAAAAUAAAACCAAUUACACUGACAGUAAAAAUUACGAUAGACAACAACAAGAUUUUUCACAAACCCAGAAACAAGUUUGCUGGGAAAAUGAUAAUCGGCAACCAAACAAUAAUAGAAAAUUUUCCGUUACUCUAUAUACUGGAGGAAAUUCUGAAGUAAACCCUCAAACCUUGCCAGUUCAACAAGUACAACGAGUCCUAAAUGUUUCUGAUAGACAACAAUCAUAUUUUGAUUCCAAUCAAGUAACUCUACAAGAUUUAAGUAGCUGUAGAGGAGAUCCCAUGAGUAUAGUAAAAAAUUUGCAGACAUUACAAGGUUCUUGUCAAGUACAGCAGCAACAAACUACUGUAUCUGUUACUCCAACAGAACAACAAAAACAAGUAGAAGAACGACGAAAAGUAGAUACAACAAACAAAAAAAGAAAAAAUUUAGAAAAAGUUGGACAUAAUUCUUUAAACGAAAUGACUGGAACAACAACAACAAUGACAGAAUACUUAAGUAGAAUACCACCACCUGCUCAUCAUAAUACAAAUCAACAACAACAAAAUGGUUAUUUUGAUUUUGAAAGAUGGAAUUUACCUCCACCCCCUGCUAAAAUGUUUUCCGGUGCAUCAGGUGCUUUCAGUUCACAAUCAACUUUACAUCAUUCAAAUAAUUUUGUUGGCACUCCAGCACAUCAACAUCAAUCACUGAUGGUGUCCCAUCAUCAUGCCCCACCUCCUAUUCCAUAUUUCCCUGCUUUUCAUAUUCCACCAAGCCAUCAUCAUUCACACGAAUUUCAAUCUUCUGUUGAGAUUACUCCCAUUGGUUUUACUGAAAACGCAGCAAAUCAAAAUGCUAAUUUUAAUCAAGAUAUCAGAGAUGAUCAACCUAAAGUAAUUGUUCCUAACAUCGAAGAAGAACUAGGCUUUUUACAACAAAAUCAGCAACCAGUACAAACUGUGAACCUUUUAAAUAAAGAUUUCAAACGAUCAAAUAAAGACCCUAAUUCAGGAUUUAUGACAAGUUAUUUGAAAUUUUUACAAGGUGAAAGGGAACCUUCACCUCCACCUGCAAUACGUGGUGGAAGAAAAGCAACUUGGAGUAGGUCAAAGCCUUAUAUUCCUAUAGAACCUAAUAAGUCGAUAGAAAAUUCGACAAACGGAGAAGCAGUAAAGACACAGUUAGAAAAACCACCUCCACCUAAAGAAACACCAGUAAUUGAUUAUACUAACGAUCCACGAUAUUUUCCUUUACCCAAAGAACGAAAGAAACAGAAUUUUGAUUCGAGCGACGAUGGUUUUACCAGUGAUGACGAUUUUCUAUUUCCUCCAAAAAAAUCAGAUAAGAAAGUAACAAAUAUAAAUACUUCCAAUAUAACAGAAGUAACAACUAUGAAACCGGAAGGUAAAUCUAAGAAAGGAAGACCAAUUAAGCCUGGAGGACCAACAGAUAGAAAAAGAAGAGCUGCAGCAGCAGCUGCUGCAGCAGAGGCAACAAUCAGUACAUCUAGUAAAGCUUCUAAAAAACACGAAGAAGUAGAUCCUUUACUUUUACCUCCGAGGCGUGAAACGUCUAGAAGAAAAGCGAAAGAAAAGACUUCGGUAAAACAAUUUUUGGAUCGACAACAGGGUAUAGAUUAUUUUGACAAUGAUGAAGAGCAGGGAGAUUCUGAUUCCGAUCCUGCUUGGACACCCGCUGUAAAAUUGGUCGGAGAUGAAGAAGAAAAAAAGAAAAAACGUGGGAGACCUGUCAUUACUAAAAAAAGUAGAAAAGUUUUGGAAGAAGAUGAAUAUUCUUCUGAUUUUGUUAUUUCAAAGAAAUCAAGUAGAAAAAAACACGAGACGCCGUCAAAAACUUCUAAUGUUACUGGAAAGCUAUCUUGCAAGAUAGACGAAAAACUUUUGGCAUCUAUCAGUGACGAAGAUAUUGAUAUUUCACCAUUUAAGUCGGGAGAAUUUGUCGUAAUCAAGGCAGAUUUAGAUGAAGAAUAUCCUCCACUUUGGAGAAUAGAUGGCAAAACAUUACUGCAAAAAUACGAGCCAUUUAAAUCUAAUGGCAAGACUUUAUAUAGAAACAUAUCUACGUACUCGGGUUGGGCACCGCAAAAUCGACAUAUAUAUCAACAAGUUCCAGUAAAGUUUUGGCAACAAAGCAAAACAGAAACUGUAGUAGAGUUUCUAAGAGAUGAAAUGAUUAUUGAUGACAACGAGUGUAUCGACAAAUCUAUGAAAGAUACUGAAAAAUAUCAAGAUAAUUUUGAAGUGUAUAUUCAAACAUUGAUUUCGCAAGCUUUAGAUUCUAAUUUUCUUACAGAAAUAUUUCAAGAACAAGAUGAUUAUUUCUUAUCAAACGUUAAGACUGUCGAUGAAGUAACAGAAGAAAGAAAACAACGACUUCUGUCUACAACGAAAUGGCGGUCAAAUGUUAUAAAUGCAAUAUCAACUUGGCCAUGUCUUAACGUUCUUAAAGAUUUACCAUUUAUGGAAUAUAAAGGAAAAUCGUGUGCUGGUUGUCAGCAGCCUAAAAUUCACGCUAGGGUUCUACUAUAUGGUCAACCAUAUAAUGCAACUACAUUGGAAGGUUCUCCUCCUGAUCCAAGGAUACCUCAAGAAAAGGAUUUUUUAUUAUGUCGAGUAUGUCAAGCAAAAAUAGCCCUGUACAAUAAAGUGGCACAUCAAAAAUAUUUGAUGUUCUUGGAGUGUGCAAGGAGAGUAGCAGAUAAGAGAGUAGCAGAUCCUCAUAAAGAUACCACAAUAAUAUUGAACGAAUUAUUAGCAGAUGAAACAUGGUUAAAUCAAUUAUUUAAAGAAGUUAGAACAAUCUGGGCAGAAAUAGAUAAUUUAGAACAUCAAGCAAAAACGAAGUCUAGUUUGAAAUCAUCAACAUUAUCUUCUACAGUAAACAGUGCAGAGGAAGUGAAUGAAAAUGUUUCAAUGACACAGCCAACUGAAAUGAUUGCUAAUAUUUCGGAUUCACAGGUGCCUACACAUAAAAUCGAGGAGAAUUCUGAAACAGUGUCUUGCGACGUGCAGAUGAGCAGUAUACCAUCUUAGUGGUGCUAUGUUAAUCGAAAUUGGUUCUGUUUCAUAGAGUACGUGAAGACUAUCAAACAUUUAGUGGUAUAUCGAUUUAAUGGAUAUGAUGUUAAUACCAGUCUUGAGACCAAACAAUUAAAUAUUGUAUUUUGAGGAUGGUAAAUAUUUAAAUUGAGUUAAUACAAUACGUUGUGACAAAGGGUGAAGUUAAAUAAUAAUGUGUAAUCAAGAAAUUGUAGUUAUAGUGAUGAGUAGUGAACGGCGAGGUAAGUAAAAAGGUGAUUUAUAUAUAAAUAUCAGGCAUAUGUAAAAUAUUCAUCCUCGCGUAAAAAUUAGAAGUGAGCCCAAACUUUGCCAUUGUAAUAGCAUGAUAAUAGAGAUUUACGAAUGUUUGUGUGCAUAGACAUUUAGCUCUAGCAUUUGCAUCGUGAUAAUUUUGCGUAAUAUCGAGGUCUGAUACGUUAAGAUCUGAAAAAGAAAGACGAAAGACAAAUGAUUUUAAAAUACGAAGCGUUAAGGUAUAUAAAACCUCAUGACCUUCUGUAAUAUAUUUACAUACAUCACAUUCUCUUUAUCUGCGAAGGUCUAUUUACUGCCAAGUGCAGAAACUGUUAUACCGUUUGUUCCUCUAAUUGUAAUUUCUAAAUUCAUUGUGCAUUUUCUUUAUAAAGUAGCUUACACCUAUUCUUUUAUAAUGAUUCAACAAAUAUAAACGAUAUUUAUAUGCAUGUUAAUUUGUAUAUAAAGUUCGUGCAACUACAAAAUUUCCACGUUAAAAAUGUUCAGAAGUGUUCCGAGAUAACAUUCUUUUAAUAAAACAUUUCCCGGCGAAUGCAAUAUUUUGAAAGUGUGCGUUGUUUUCUUAUCAGAAAACAUUAGAUACUUCGUAGAACAUUUGUAUAUAAAAGUACUUUCAGUAAGAUUAGAAAUACGUCCUAUGCACUUCUGGUUCAUUAUAUGUUGACAUGCAAAUUUUAUAAACUACGUGUAUUAUAUCUUCCAUUGUAACGGCUUAAUAAUUCAGUAGCAAAUUUCUAAGUUCUUCCAUCUUAAAGUAAUUUUUAAAAAGCGAUUCCAUUCUCAUUUUAUAAAAUACGAACAAAAUAUUAACAUCAUUUUAGAUUAUUUAUUUUUGUGAAUAAUCUUGUGACUUUAGCAACAUACGCAUAUUAUGUAUGAAAUACGAAUGAAUGUUGCAUAAAAAAAAUGUAUCUAUUUUCAUAGAAAUUCUGGUAAUAUCAGUGAUUUAAUGAUAUCUCUGAUCUAACGAUCAAAAUUACAUUUUUUACUACUUAUUCUAUAAUCAGAAUUUGUAUCAUAUCUUCCUUUUCAAAUCUUACUAAUAAUAAUCAAUGAAAGGUAAAUAAAUUGUUAACAAAGAGCAUAUAAAUUUCAAUCAAUUUUUUUUUUUUUUUCU
Heterotrigona itama is the source of this 6265-nucleotide messenger RNA. The record is from the annotation of a GenBank genome assembly. NCBI's taxonomy places the organism in Eukaryota, Metazoa, Arthropoda, Insecta, Hymenoptera, Apidae.